This is a messenger RNA of Schistosoma turkestanicum, 3996 nucleotides long. The record is from the annotation of a GenBank genome assembly. Lineage: Eukaryota; Metazoa; Platyhelminthes; Trematoda; Strigeidida; Schistosomatidae.
AUGAAAUUCAAGAAUUUCGAUUUAUAUUCAACUCAUAAAUGUGGAUCAAUCAAUUGUGAAUGUAAAACAUUCCAGCCAAUUUUAAACAACAUACGUCAAUGUACCAAUUGUCAUCAUUCUUGGACUUUACAUGUUCUUCCAAAAUUGGCAAAUUCACCAGGAGGAUAUUAUGAAUUGAACAAUUCAUCAAAUGGCACGAUGUUGAAUGCAACUUUCGAAUUGUUAAGUAUGUCAUUGUUUGGUUGUCAAGCGAUACCAAUGCGUAUAAAAAUUCUGCUGGAUCGUUUAUUAUCUGGUCAACUGGCACAUGCUGAUGUAGUUCGAUUAUUGUUAACCUUUGGUUGGUCAUUUCAAGAUUACAGUCGUGGUUAUAUGUUAACUAAUCCAAAUGGCACGUUAAAAGAUCAUUGGGAGAUGUGUAAUUUAGAUGAAGAAAAUUUAAUUAUUCAACAAUUUUUACGUUUUCCUGAAACUUGUCAACUAGCUUACUUAAUGUUAUCACAAGGAUAUACUCAAAAAAUUUCAACUGGACUAUCACAUUUGAAUCCAAUAGUCAAUCGAAAUUUUUUACAAUCAACCUUGUCAAGUCAAUUAUCACAAUCGGUUGGUAAUAUGACAGCGGUUACUACUGGUAAUAGUAAUACUAAUACUGUCACUUCUACUACGACUACUACCACUAAUAAUAAUAACAAUCAUAACAUUGGUAAUGUUGAUAGUAUCAAUGUGCAUAGCGGUCAAACAUCACCUGAUCCAACUUAUAAACUAAAAUCUGAUAUAAAAUCUGAUAAUAUGAAAUCACAAAAUCACACUUUAGGAUUAUUAUCUCCAACAAUAACAGAAAUCUCUCCAAACAGUACUAGAACAUUGACAAUUUCAUCAUUCUCCAAUAGUUCCUCCUCGUCUGUUUCACCAAUUCACGAGAAUAAACAACGGAAUGCAACUGGUACUAUGCUCACUUCACCAAACAGUACAAAUAAUACUCCAUAUAGUAGUAAUAGUAGUAGUAACAGUAAUAGUAAUAAUAGUAUGAAAAAGAAUAAAAUGCAUCAUACUAAUACAUUUUUAGAAAUGACUAAAAAUGAUAUAGACUUAAAUCAAACAUCACCACUAUUGACACAUAGAACAAUGAACAAUAAAAAUGAAGGCAAACGAUUGAAACCAAAUGGAAAUGAACAAAACUUUAAUUUGUUUAAAGGAAAUGAUAAUAACAGUAAUCCAUUGAAUACUAACGUGAACAAUAUCAUAAAUAAUAAAGACAAUAGUAAUAAUAAUAAUAAUAAUAAUAAUGAUAACAAUUAUCAUAAUCCAUUUAUUACUGCAAUGGCAGCAGCUGCAGCCGCAGCUCUCAAUGGAUUUCCAUUGCCUUCAAAUAUUUUCAAUAGUUUAAAUCCAUUUUUUAAUAAUUCAACUUUGAAAAAUUCAAAAUCAUUUCUAGAUACAAAAUUAUUCGAUAUGAAAUUAAGUGAACAAUUAUUAAUGAAUAAAAUGCUCAAUAAAUCAGAUAGUCAUUGUUCAAUGGAAGAGAAAAAACUCAGUGAUCAAUCGAAAUUAUCAUUUACAAUGUCAUCAAAUCAAGAUAUUUUAUCAAAUACUACUACUACUAAUAAUAAUAAUAAUAAUUUAAUGAAUUUCGCAUCAUUCAACUCAUCAACAUUUCCAGUUUCGUCUCAAUUAGCUAAUGCAUUAGUUGCUGCAGCUACAUUUCACUCGAAACAUCCUUCUUCACUCAUAUCACCACAGACAUCGCUGAAUUCAUCCUCAUCACCGUCAACAUCAUCAGCGGCGGCGGUAGCAGCCGCGGUUGCUGGAGCAUUAGGCACACUUUCAAAUAUCAAUCUAAGCAAUGCUGCAAUGUCACUAGGAUCAUUCACGACGACGAUGACGGCAACAACAACAACAGCAACGUCUAUGUCGUCGACAGCAGCAGCGACAAUAACAGCCACAUCAUCAACACCAGGGUUCUCGUCAUCUUGUAAUGUGAACAGCAAUUCUUCGCCAAAUGACUUGAUGAAUUUAAAUAUAUGGAAUGAUGUUCACAUUCCAACUAAAUUAAAUAAUCAUGAUAAUAAUAAUAAUAAUAACAAUAAUAUGCAAAUUCCGUUAAAACAAAGUCAAACUAUGUUGAAUGAACAAACAAAUCCAUUUCAUUCAGUUGAUACUAGUUUGUUUGGAGUAAAUAAUUGGUUACCGAGUGCUUUACAUAAUUUACCAACAAUGGAUCAAGAAUACAACAAUAAUUCAGAAUUGAUGCUUUUCAAUUCAACUAUUCAAAAUUUAUCGAUGAAUUCAUUGAAAUCGAAAUAUUUCAGUGAAAAUCGUUCAAAUCCGAAUAAACAUCCUCACCAUCAACAUCAUCAUCAUCAUCAGAAUGCAUCAUCAAAUUCUACACUGACAUCAAUCAAUACAACAACAUCAGGAUCAACUCAUUAUCAUCCUCAUUCAAAUCAGAUGACAAAACGAAAAUAUGAAAAUCGUCGAUUGGAUUUAAUGAAAACUCGACGAAACAACAACACAUCAUCAUUGUCAACGUCAGCAGUAGCAGCAGCAACAACAACAACAACAGUCAAAUCAAUCAAUCCAUCAACUGCCAAUUAUUCCAUUUCCGGCAUGAAUUCACCAGUUGAUGAACAUCGUCAUGAAAGCAAUGGUUAUAAUUUUUCACGUAAUAAAAAACGUGUUCUAUGCACCACAUGUAAAAAAUCAUUUUGUGAUAAAGGAGCACUUAAAAUUCAUUAUAGUGCAGUACAUUUAAAAGAAAUGCAUAAAUGUACAAUUAAAGGUUGUAGUAUGUGGUUUAGUUCACGGCGAAGUCGUAAUCGUCAUUCAGCUAAUCCAAAUCCACGUUUACAUAUGGCACAUUCCAGUAAAAAACUUCCAGAAAAUGCAACAAUUGUUGAUGAUGGUAGUGGCAAAGUAAUAGGUAGACGUAAUCCUUUGCCGAAUUCCGUAUUAAAUCCUCCAUUAUUACCAGUUAUGACAAUGACCUCGUCAACAAUGAGUGUAAAUUCUACACCGUGUAAUGAAUGGACCAAUGAAUUCAAUGAUUCUGUACAAAUCAAAGAUUUAAGUACAAAAUGUAAAUCAUCCACUAAGAAUGCUCAUCAAACAACUCGACGUAAACGUGAUCGAUCCACAUUAAGUGAUUAUAUGAAUUGGCCAGAAUUAUCAAUGGAUUCCAUAGAUCAUACAUUAAAUAAUCAAGAACUUCAAACACAUCAUUCUUCUCGUUUAAAUUGUCGUCAGUCCCAUCAUCAACAUCAUCAUCAUUAUAAACAACGUUUGAGCUCAUGGAAAUAUUGUAAAACUGAAGUGAAUUCCGAUGUUGAACUACAUAAUAAUGAUUAUUGGAAUGAAUCAAAUUAUGUGCAAAGUAUUGAUUCCAGUGGUAAUGAUCAUAAACACAAGAACAGUAAACAAGAUUAUCUAUCGAGUAAUAAUAGUGAAUUCGAAAGUGAGAAUAAUCAAUCGGAUGAUGAUGACGAUGAUGAUGAUGAUAACAAUAAUAAUAACAAAAAUAACUCUGAGGAAGAAGACGGAGAUGAGGAUGAAGACGAUGAUGACGAGGAAGGUAUUCUACUACCGGAUGGAAUUAAUUCGUAUACAGAUGAAAAUGAUGAUUGUAUGACAACGACCAAUAAUUCAGAACAUAAUUUAGAAAUUAUGAAUAAUGAUAAUAAUAAUAAUAAUCAUAAUGAAAAUACUAAUGAUCAUGAUGAAUUGAUUCAGAUCGAUAAUCAUGUCGAUGAUAAGCAAGAACACAAUGAGAAUUCCAAAUCCCACUUAAUGAUCAAAUCAACCUCGUCAAUGAGUAUGAAUAAAAUGAAUGAAUUGAAAAUACUCACUGAUUCUGAUGAAAUUCAUGAGAUUGGAUUAGAUGAAGAACAUUAUCCAAUGAAGAAACAUUCAACUUAUUAUAAAUCGACAACAUCUGAUUUCUCAGCUGCUUCAUUGGCUCAAUCACCAUGUCAUCAUCCUAUUGAUAAUAAGGAGAGUUAA